AUGGUAAUGCAAUUCAAGUGCGUUUGUAAGUCAUGGGAAUCACUCCUCAUGGACGAUUCAAUCCUUCCUUCGGAUCUCCUGAUGGAAAUCCUGUCAUGGCUUCCCGUGAAAACCCUAAUGCAAUUCAAGUGUAUUUCCAAGUCAUUGGAAUCACUCAUCACCAAUGAUCCAAAGUUUGCGAAACUCCACCUCAAGAGAUCUCCCAAAAAUAUGCACAUCCUCCUCACCUUACAUGAAGAAAGAGACAUUGAGCACAUCAACACAUGUGCCGUUCCGUGCUCCGUGCAUCAUUUGAUGGAGGAGCCGUCGUCCGUGAUCAAUGAAGACGGGUCCUACAAUUUGACAGACAAGUUUUUGAUGAUCCAAGAAGGGAUCUACCUUUGGAAGCACAAGUAUGGGAUCGUUGGCUCCUGUAACGGAUUGGUCUGUUUGGGCAGAUUUUCUGAUGUUGAUCAAAUUGAAGAAUUAUGGGUCAAGCUCUGGAACCCAGCCACGCGCUUGUGGUCUAACAAGUCACCAAUCUUUCGUAUGAACUUGCGAACUGAGGCGUGUGACUCAUGGGGUAAGGUGAAUUGCGGGUUCGGCUAUGAUGAUUCGUGUGAUACUUACAAGGUAAGUAAAGUAUAA
Messenger RNA from Lotus japonicus, 627 nucleotides. Its product is annotated as F-box/kelch-repeat protein At3g23880-like. The transcript has a single exon. Gene Ontology annotation, molecular function: protein binding. The record is from RefSeq and is a predicted model, not a curated record. Bases 1 to 627 code for a protein of 208 amino acids. NCBI's taxonomy places the organism in Eukaryota, Viridiplantae, Streptophyta, Magnoliopsida, Fabales, Fabaceae.